Messenger RNA from Gymnodraco acuticeps, 1543 nucleotides. Its product is annotated as serine/arginine-rich splicing factor 4-like. Gene Ontology annotation, biological process: alternative mRNA splicing, via spliceosome; mRNA splice site recognition. NCBI's taxonomy places the organism in Eukaryota, Metazoa, Chordata, Actinopteri, Perciformes, Bathydraconidae. The record is from RefSeq and is a predicted model, not a curated record. Gene Ontology annotation, cellular component: ribonucleoprotein complex; cytoplasm; nucleus. Gene Ontology annotation, molecular function: mRNA binding.
UAGCUAACACACAAGAUGUCGAGGGUGUACAUUGGAAGACUGAGCUACAGGGCCCGAGAAAAGGACGUGGAGAGGUUUUUCAAAGGCUACGGGAAGAUACUCGAGGUUCGACCUGAAAAACGUGGGGUAUGGGUUGUUGAAUUUGAUGACCGUGAUGCAGAUGAUGCUGUUUAUGACUUAAACGGCAAGGAGUUGUGUGGUGUGAAAGAGUCAUUGUGGAGCACACAAGGGGACCGGAUGGAGGGGUGGUGGCGGGGAGGAGGAGGCGGCAGAGGAGGAGGAGGAGGAGGAGGAGGCGGCGGCGACAGAUAUGGUCCACCCAUAAGGACAGAUUAUCGGCUCAUUGUUGAUCUUUCCAGUCGCUGCAGCUGGCAGGAUUUGAAGGACUACAUGAGACAGGCAGGGGAGGUGACUUAUGCCGACACCCACAAGGGCCGCAGGAACGAGGGGGUGAUAGAGUUCAGGCUCUACUCCGACAUGAAGAGGGCUCUGGAGAAGCUCGACGGCACCGAAGUGAAUGGAAGGAAGAUCCGUCUGAUCGAGGACCGCCCUGGAGCCAGACGCAAGCGCUCUUAUUCUCGCAGUCGCAGCCACUCCAGGUCCCGCUCCAGGAGCCGCAGGUCUCGUAAGAGCCGCAGCCGCAGCGAGAGCAGCAGCCGCAGCCGUUCCCACUCCAGAGCGGCGUCCCGCUCCCGCAGCCGAUCUCGUAGCAAGAAGAAUAAGCUGAAGGUCAAGAAGGAAGAAGAAGAGCGCAGCAAUGGCGCGCCCAAGAACAAGGACCGCAGCAGGAGCCGCAGCCCCAAGAGCAAAAAGAGCAAGAAAGACGUCAAGAAGAAGAAGGAUGACUCCAGGUCUCGCUCCAGGUCUCGCUCCAGGUCUCGCUCUAGAUCAGGAAUUAAAGAUCGCUCCAGGAAAUCAGGCUCCAAGGGCCGUGAGCCAGUUAAGAGCGAGGACGAGGGGGCUGAGCCCGAGAGGGGCUCCCGCUCUCAUUCCCGCUCCCCCGCUGAAUCAAAAUCCAGAGCCAGGUCUAAAUCAAAGUCCAAAUCCAAAUCACGUACCCCCACACCUGCCAAAGCCCGCUCCCACUCCCGCUCCCGCUCGGAGUCCCGCUCCAAAUCCCACUCUGCCUCUCGCUCCCGUUCCCGCUCUUAGUUCAUAUUUUUUGACAGUUGUCAUGAGCCCUUAUCCCAGUGUCUCCCCCUGCCCUCCAUUUACAUUCCCCAGAUCCCACAACACUACCCCUGUUUUUUGAUAAAUAGCUGUAGUGUUCCAGGCAUUUGUGCUUGAUGUCUUUUAUGCUACUCCAUUUCCUUUGACUUUUACGCAACAUAUUUUUUCAUUAGAGCUGUAUCGUAUGGGGGUGUUUGUAAAAUAACAGGGUGCAAUCUCAGUUUUAUAGUUUAAAUGAUGGUAUGUGUUUAGCCUUUUUUUAAUCAAGUGUAGAAGCAUACGGUUCGGUGGGAAUAUGUCCUAACGUCUCCUCACCUUUUGUGAAAUUCUUGUAUCAUUUUAUUUCCGAUUAAAAUGAAAUGCCUGUUCUAAA